AUGCACCCACACACUCUCCUAUCUCUCAUAGCCACAGCCUCCAUAUUCUCCAACACCCCCGCAAUCCCCCUCGCCAGCCAUGGAUCCCCAGUUCUCGAUAUCCGGAUCCCCAAGCUAGCACGCAGACAGCUCGGCGCAUGCGUGGACGGGCUGUGUGCCACUGGCCUCUGCUGUUCGCAAUACGGAUACUGUGGCACGGGUCCAGAUUACUGCCAGGCGGGAUCGUGUGUUGGGGGCGUGGGAGGGAAUUGUACUAUUGGACUGUGUUGCUCGGAAUAUGGCUAUUGUGGUAGUGGUUCCGAGUACUGCACUCCGGCUGUGGGCUGUGGGACGGGACCUGCGUGUGCGGUUGGGUUGUGUUGUAGCCAGUGGGGAUAUUGUGGGACGGGAUCUGAUUAUUGUGGUUCGUGA
This is a messenger RNA of Lachnellula hyalina, 411 nucleotides long. Its product is annotated as Lectin. Lineage: Eukaryota; Fungi; Ascomycota; Leotiomycetes; Helotiales; Lachnaceae. The transcript is spliced from 2 exons. Gene Ontology annotation, molecular function: chitin binding. The record is from RefSeq and is a predicted model, not a curated record. Bases 1 to 411 code for a protein of 136 amino acids.